AUUGAUGAUCGAUAGAUGCGAUCUGAUUUUCCCUCUCUGCAGCCUGCUAUUUAUGUCACCAGUCUAGCUGCAGUUGAGGUGCUUCGAGAACGUGAUGGAGGUCAGCAGAUAAUUGAUUCUGUUGAUGUUACAUGUGGUCUCAGCUUGGGAGAGUAUACUGCUCUAGCAUUUGCUGGAGCUUUCAGCUUUGAGGAUGGACUCAAGCUGGUCAAACUGAGGGGUGAAGCCAUGCAGGAAGCAGCUGAUACUGCAAAAAGUGCGAUGGUCAGUGUCAUUGGACUGGACUCUGACAAAGUGCAACAGUUGUGUGAUGCUGCCAAUCAAGAUGUCGAUGAAGCUAAUAAAGUUCAGAUUGCAAAUUACCUAUGUCCUGGGAAUUAUGCUGUAUCUGGUGGUGUGAAGGGAGUGGAAGCAGUAGAAGCUAAGGCAAAGUCUUUCAAAGCUCGAAUGACGGUGCGGCUAGCUGUUGCUGGUGCUUUCCAUACAAGUUUCAUGGAACCAGCUGUCUCAAGAUUGGAAGCUGCAUUGGCAGCAACAGACAUUAAACCUCCAAGAAUACCGGUUAUAUCCAAUGUUGAUGCUCAGCCACAUGCAGAUCCUGCCACAAUCAAGAAGAUAUUAGCACGCCAGGUGACUUCUCCUGUUCAAUGGGAAACAACCGUGAAUACACUUCUAACCAAAGGGCUGAAGAAGGGUUACGAAUUAGGACCUGGAAAGGUCAUUGCUGGCAUUGUCAAGAGAAUGGACAAGGGCGCUAACAUUGAGAAUAUUGGUGCUUGAAGGGGUAGCCUGAAGUGCCUGAGGCACGAAAUCGAGAAUAUCGGUUCUUGAAUGCAGCUAUAGAAAUUGGUGCAUAGGAUGGUUCAAUUAUUGAAUACAGGAAACAACGACAUUUGCAGAUUUUUUUUCUCUUAUGAAAACCAGCAGUGAACCAGUGUGAGAUUUGUCUGACCAUAUUCUGUAACUUCAAUUUUGAAUCAAGAGGAAUUGAGAUUGAAAUAAUAUUAGUUGUAUCCGGACA
Molecule: messenger RNA, 1021 nt
Organism: Hevea brasiliensis (rubber tree)
Lineage: Eukaryota; Viridiplantae; Streptophyta; Magnoliopsida; Malpighiales; Euphorbiaceae
Exons: 7
Coding region: 16-780 (254 amino acids)
Molecular function (GO): transferase activity
Source: RefSeq, a predicted model, not a curated record